CCAAAUAUGACUACGGAUAUUAUAAAAUGGGUUGGUAGUAAUCAAUUAAAAAAAUUAAUCAGUUAAAACUGAAUUAAAAUUGCAACUUUUAUUGUAACAGGUAAAACAAUGCAAGCAAUGCCAAACAACAGGUGCACUUAUUUCAUCAGCAGAGCCAUUACGUUCAAUAAAGACAACUCGAGUAUGGGAAAUUGUGGGUAUUGAUUUUGCUGGACCCUUUACAGAAACAGCAAUGGGCAACAAAUAUUUUUUAAGUUGCACAGAUUUGUUUUCCAAGUGGCCGGUUGCAUAUGCUUUACCAAAUAAAGAAGCUACCACUGUUGCAAAGCCUAUUAUUAAAUUAGUUACAACUUUUGGAUUUCCUUCGGCAAUACUUUCAGAUAAUGGAACUGAGUUUUGUAAUCAGUUAAACCACGAAAUGUACAAAAUGCUGGGUAUUGAACGAAGAAAGACAGCCGUUUAUCACCCACAGUGCAAUGGACAAGACGAAAACACCAAUAAAAAUGUAAAAAGAAAGUUAAGAAAACUGGUUAAUGAAAAUCAAACAAAUUGGAACGAAUAUGUUGAUAUUGUUUUGUACCCACUACGAGUGGAGAGGCAACAAUCUACAAAAGUAUCCCCUUUUGAAAUAAUGUUUGGUGGUCGGUCACCUGUUUGUACUAGUGAAUUUGAGGAAAACAAAAUAUUUGUGAAUGCAACAGAUGAUAAUAUAACGAGUGAAAUAGAAAAAAGCAAACUUCGCAUUGAAAAUCUCACAAAUUUGGUUUAUAAGAACAUCAAAGAUGCUCAAAACAAGCAAAAGAUACAUUACGAUAAAAAAGUAUUGAAGUGUAAAAAAAUUGAAAAGGAAUCCAUUGACGUUGAAGAUAAAGUAUUGUUACUUGACAUUAGGGGUCGCAGAUCAAAAGGUGCUGCAUUAAAACCACGUUUUAAAGGUCCGUUUAUUAUUUCUCAUGUAACACAAUGUGGGAACUUUAGAUUAAAAGAUGAUAAAGGUAUGCAAAUAUCGGGAACGCACAAAAAAAUACAUAUAAAAAAAUUCAUUGAAAGUACUGUUGUAAAAGAUGAUGUCAACGUUACAGAUUUGAGCAAUAAUGAUACUUCAGUAAAAAGAACACAAAAGUUUGACGAUUCAGAAGUAAGCGACAGCGGUAAAAGCUGUAUUAUUGAAAACAGUGAAGGAUUCGAAAUAAUCGAAUGCCUAAAAAAUCUUAAACCGAUAAAAGCAAUAAUGGGUAUAUUUAAAGAAUUGGGAGACAGCAAAAUAUACAACUACUCAUUACAAGAAACUCUAGUUGAUUGUUUGAGUGAUGAAACAGUUUACGUUUAUCUGAGUUUACUUGCUAGUAAUCAAGAUAAGAACAAAAUUGAAGUACUAGCACCAGCCGGAUUACUAUCACAAGAAGUCUUACCAAAUAAAACAGCUUUGAUUCGAAGGAAAAAUUUGGUAUUAAACAUUUUCACUGAAAAAAAAAAAUUGAAUGUUAUUAAAAUAUUUAAAGCAUUAAUUAAAAAUUAAAUAUAGAUAGAUAAGCGUAACAAGGCGAAUGGUUAGGGAGUCGCUUUUUUUCCUUUAAUCCUACACAUGAAGAGAUUCAUGCGCAUAUGGCCGUUGUAAGGUCGAUGCAAGCAUAAAAAAAACAUUAAAUAUUAAGGAUAAAAGAUCCUUCACAUGAUUAUGCCACUAAAUACUUAUUCAUAACACAUGCGGUAUUUAAAUAAAAAUCUUAUUUAUAUGCAGGAUGAGUUGUUAAAACUAGAUAUUCUUAUAUGCUGUGUUGUUGCAAAACAUCAUUGGACGCUUACAGUGAGUAAACUCUUUUAUAUUUAAUGAUCUAUUCAUCAAAAUGGAUGAAUGAAUGAAACGGGUUAGAUAAGC
Hydra vulgaris (swiftwater hydra) is the source of this 1879-nucleotide messenger RNA. NCBI's taxonomy places the organism in Eukaryota, Metazoa, Cnidaria, Hydrozoa, Anthoathecata, Hydridae. The record is from RefSeq and is a predicted model, not a curated record.